GCGUAGAUAAAACCCAUCGCAGAUCUUUUCGCCCCUUCCUCAUACCACCAGCAGGUCUGUCCUCGUCGCCGACUCACUGUUUACUCGCUAUGGCCAAUCCGAUCACCUCCCGCGUCGAAUGGUCUGCCUCGCUCGACCCCACAAAGGCUCAGGUGCCGACGGAAGAGACUAAAUAUCACCGCAAGACGUCCAUUAUCGCGACGAUUGGGCCGAAUGUUAACACAGUCGAGAAGCUUGCGGAGUUGCGCCGGGCGGGUGUGAACAUCGUUCGGAUGAACUUCUCCCAUGGAGAGUACGAAUACCACCAGAGCGUUAUCGACAACACCAGGAAGAUGGUGUCGCUUGAGCCUGAGGGCCGCCCUGUUGCCAUUGCCUUGGACACUAAAGGGCCGGAGAUCCGUACUGGUUUGACGAGGGACAAACGCGACUGGCCCAUCAAGGCCGGUCAUGAGUUCCUCCUUUCUACAGACGACCAAUACAAGAAUGUCUGCGAUGACAAGGUCAUGUACGUCGACUACAAAAACCUGCCCAAGGUCACUGCGCCGGGCAAGCUCGUCUAUGUUGACGACGGUAUUCUCUCCCUUCUCGUUCUCGCCGUCGAGGGCGAUAAUGUGCGCGUCCGUGCGCUCAACAACGGCAACAUCAGCUCUCGCAAGGGCGUCAAUUUGCCCAAGACGGACGUCGACCUUCCCGCUCUGUCCGAGAAGGACAAGGCUGACCUCCAGUUCGGUGUCAAAAACGGCGUUGACAUGAUCUUCGCGUCGUUCAUCCGUCGCGCAGAGGACGUGCGCGACAUUCGCCGUGUGCUUGGUCCCGACGGCGCGAACAUCAAGAUCAUUGUCAAGAUCGAAAACGAGCAAGGUGUCGCGAACUUCGACGAGAUCCUCAAGGAGACCGACGGUGUCAUGGUGGCGCGUGGUGAUCUUGGUAUUGAGAUUCCUGCCAGUCAGGUCUUCCUCGCUCAGAAGAUGAUGAUCGCCAAGUGCAACAAGGCCGGCAAGCCCGUCAUCGUCGCCACUCAGAUGCUCGAGUCCAUGACGUACAACCCUCGUCCCACCCGUGCAGAGGUCAGCGAUGUUGCGAACGCCGUCAUGGACGGCGCAGACUGCGUCAUGCUUUCUGGUGAGACUGCCAAGGGCUCGUACCCUAUCCAGUCUGUCCUCAUGAUGGCGGAGACCUGCUUGCUCGCGGAGAAUGCAAUCUGUUACCCUGCCUUGUACGACGAGCUGCGUGACAUCACGUCUCGCCCCACGGAGACUGUCGAGACCGUGGCGUUGGCCGCUGUUGCCGCGGCGUCGGAGCAGAACGCGAGCGCGAUUGUCGUGCUUUCGACCAGUGGCAACACCGCACGUCUGAUCUCGAAGUACCGGCCUUCGGUCCCCAUCAUCACUGUUACCCGCAACCAACAGACGGCGCGCCAGAUUCACCUCCACAGGGGGUGCUAUCCCUUCUGGUACCCCGAGCCGCGUGGCAUCGAGGCCCACCAGUGGCAAACGGACGUCGAUAAUCGCAUCAGGUUCGGCCUCCGGAAUGCGCUUGCGCUCAACAUCAUCAAGACAGGUACGACCAUCGUGGCCGUCCAGGGCUGGAAAGGUGGCCUCGGACACACGAACACGCUGCGCAUCCUGUCUGUGCCGACGGACCCGGCCGACUUGGCUCAGCAACCUCUGGGCGCCAGUUAGAUAGGGAGCGUGCGCGGGAAAAGAGUAGAUGUAUGACCACUGUAAUAAUAGUAGCAAAGCUCAGGGCAAAAUCACACAUAGAAUCUGCAUUGUCGAC
Dichomitus squalens LYAD-421 SS1 is the source of this 1779-nucleotide messenger RNA. Its product is annotated as pyruvate kinase. Gene Ontology annotation, biological process: glycolytic process. The record is from RefSeq and is a predicted model, not a curated record. Gene Ontology annotation, cellular component: cytoplasm. Lineage: Eukaryota; Fungi; Basidiomycota; Agaricomycetes; Polyporales; Polyporaceae. Bases 90 to 1682 code for a protein of 530 amino acids. Gene Ontology annotation, molecular function: potassium ion binding; pyruvate kinase activity; magnesium ion binding. The transcript is spliced from 12 exons.